Messenger RNA from Scheffersomyces amazonensis, 3370 nucleotides. RefSeq names its product Zcf10p (gene ZCF10). The transcript has a single exon. The record is from RefSeq and is a predicted model, not a curated record. Gene Ontology annotation, biological process: DNA-templated transcription; positive regulation of transcription by RNA polymerase II. The coding region runs from base 439 to 3357 and encodes 972 amino acids. Gene Ontology annotation, molecular function: DNA binding; zinc ion binding; DNA-binding transcription factor activity, RNA polymerase II-specific. Lineage: Eukaryota; Fungi; Ascomycota; Pichiomycetes; Serinales; Debaryomycetaceae.
AAAAAAUAAAAAAAAUAAAAAGAGAACAAAGGGAAGGUCUGGAAAAGCAUUUAUCCGCAUAGUGAAAAUAAAUCUUACAUCGAUGGCAUUUAUAACUAAUUGGUAAGAGGAUCUACCAAAAACAGUAAGAAUAGUAAUAGAAUUUCCUAUACUAGCUAGCGAAUUUGUCAGCUAAAAUCUUUAACAGUAGCGGGUGUAAUUUUUAUAGGUAAUUGCUUAAGCAUUUUUCCAUUCCCCUUCUAAAUUAUUGUAUUUCAACAAUAUUUAGUUAUUUUGUUGUUUCGUGAUACUAUGUGCUGUGGAUAAAGAUUAUAACUAAAUAUUCAAACUAAAAUAAUAGCCGUUGCGAAGUCUUUUACUUUUAUCCCAGUCAUAAGUAAAAAAAUUAACUAUUGCAAAAAAAAAGUUAGCGAUUAUCUAUAACGUUCAAUUUUAGAUAUGACAGACUCCGAAACUCCUCCACCAACUAAGAAAAGAAGAGUUAAACAAGCUUGUGACUUUUGUCGGUCGAAAAAGGCCAAGUGUGAUGGUCAAACUCCAACAUGUUCAACAUGUAUAAGUAAUCAUGAAACCUGUACAUAUACUCAAUCAACUAAACGAAGAGGUCUACCCACAGGGUAUACUCAUGAUCUUGAGAAAAAGGUUAUUUUAUUUCAAGCAUUAAUGACGAGUCUAAUAACAGAUUUCCCAGAUUUAAAUAAAGUUAUUGAAGCUAAAUUACUUAGUAUUAUGACUGAUGGUUUAGAAUCAGAAAAGUUUUUAGAAAAUAUUAAUAAUUUACAAGUAUUAUGGGAUAGUCAUAGUGUAUCAGAAAUGUUUGAUCAAUUUAUUGUCGAUAAUAAUUCAGCAAUUCAUGAAGCAAAGAGAUCAACCACUGGAUUAAUGUCAUUAUCUUCACUUCAAAAUCUGAUAUCUCAACAACUGGAAAUGAGUUCUACUGCAUUAGAUAUACCUCAAGUACAAUCAUUUAAUAAUAAUAAUCAUAAUAAUAAUAAUAAUAAUAAUAGUAGUAGUAUUGUUUUCCAUGGAACACAUGGAGUUGAUUCUCAAGAUUAUAAUUUAAUUAGUGAUCCAGCAUUCUUUUUAAAUGAUGAUAUUUUCCAAUUUAUAGCCGAAGAAUUCGAUGGUAAUACUGAAAAUUGGGAACCAGUAGCUCUACAAUAUCAUGGUUUAUCAUCUAUUAUAUCUGGAUUUACUUCAAAGGCAAUUCAACAAUAUAAUAAUCGACUUUUGAUUGAUCAAAAGAAUCCAUUUAGAGUUGGAUCGAUUUUUAAUAUUUCAUCAUCAGCAAUUAGUGCUUCAAUUUCAAAUACCAUAAAAUUACCAUCAGAAAUAUUUCAAUUUCCCGAUAAUUUAAGAAAGAUUGUUGAUUGUUAUUUCCAAAUAUAUCAUCCGUGGUUACCUAUGUUAGAUCGAAUUUCUAUUAUACGACAAACUCAUCAUUUACAAUCAUUUAAUGGAACUGGUGAUAAAUCUAAAUUAAAAGCUUCUGAUUGUAAUAUGAUUGCAUUAAUUUGGGCUAUACUUGCCUUAGGUAAAUUAGGUUCAUCUAGUUCUGCUUCAAAUACAGUUAAUAAUAAUAAAUUAACUGCUUCUUAUGCAAAAAAUGCUAUAAUGGCUUUAGAAAAUUCAUUUACCACUACAAUUGAAACAAUUCAGGCUAUGGUUUUAUUGGGAUUAUAUUAUUAUCAAUUGGGUCAAUGGGAUUAUUCUUGGGUAUUAAUUUCUUCAGGAUCUCGAAUGGCUAUAGAUGUUAGAAUGAUGGCUCCAGCCCCACAUUCAGAUGAUUAUUCUAAACGAUCUAAACCGGCAUCUCCAUUAGAUAAAAUUAAUCGUGAAAGAACUUGGGCAUCAGUGUAUAUUAUUAAUACUUUAUUGGCUUCAAGAAUGGGUAGAUCACCAGUUGUAAGAUCUAUGGAUUGGCCAGUACCUCAAAUUAAUAGUGAUGGUUGGGAAGAAUGGGAAUCAUGGAAAUGUUAUCAUUCACCUGAAACUAUAAGUAUGGAUAGUGGAAGAUUUUUACUGUCAUUUAAUGAAGGUAUAAAAGUAAUAAGUAUUUUAAAUGUUGCCCUUACUUGUACUAUAGAUACUACAAGAGGAAUGCUUGCAGAAGAUAGUGAAAUUAAGCAAGAAGAUUAUAUUGAAGAUGAAUCUCUAGAAACAAAGGGAAAUAAGAGAACAUUAUUUUAUUUUAAAACAGUAUUAGAUGAAUGGUUUUCUGAAUUACCUCUGUAUUGUAAAUUAGAUGCUUAUGAAAAUUCAAGUGCUGUACCUCCAACAGUUGCAUUUUUAAAUCUUUGUCGAGAUAUUACUUGGUGUGUUUUAGCUGCUAGAUUAAGUGCUUUAAAAAGUUCAUCUGAUGGUGAUACAGUUAAAGAUAGAAUAAUUAAAUCUCGUAAUAGACAGUAUACCAAGGCUAUAUUAUCAAUUAAGAAAAUCAUUAAUGUUCAUUCAUUAAAGAAUUUAAAGUAUUAUCCAUUUAUUGAUUAUUUUAUAUUAAUGGGAUUUAAUUUCCCAAAUAUGAUGGAUUUUGGUGGUGAAAAUGCUGAUACCUUAAAGAGUACUCAUUGUGAAGAUUUCCGAAGCUUUUUAGUUAAUGCAGCUUUAACAUCUAUACCUUGUAGAAUAUCAUGGGAGAUUUAUAAAGUAAUGAAUGAUAUAGUUGAUGAUCUUUUAGCUACCAUGACUAAUGAAGCAAUGAAAAGAAAAGAACCGAUUUUACCACCUAAGAAUGAUUCAUUAAGAUAUCAAAUUAAUCAUGGAGGUCAAAAUACUUCUUCACCAUUUUCAGGAAUCUUUAAUCAUUUAAAACAAUCUCUGAAUCUGACUCAUAAUCUUGCCACUAUAUUAAAUACUCCUUCUACUAUUGAUAAUAAAGAUUCAGUAAAUUCUGAAGUAUCUAAAAUAUCAGAUAUACUGGAAAAGAAUGAUGUAAAUUCAAAUUCAACUGUCAAUAUUAAUAGUAGUAGUAAUCAUAAUUUUUCAAUAGGACCAAUGUUUGGAAUAAAUUCUGGUUUAAGUCCAUUAAAUCAAUUAGAUACGAGUACAUCUAAAUUUGCUUCAACAUCAAAUAAUCAAAGUCCUCCUCGAGAAGAAUUAGACCUUUUCAUGUUGGAUACUGAUUUUGCUAGAAAUGAUACUAGAUUAGAUAAAUUUAUGAGGAAUUUAGGUUAUAUUCAUAAUGAUUCUAAUGAAAGAAGUGCAAUUGAUAGUAAAAAGAGUGUUAGAAUUUCUACCAAUAAACCAUCAAUACCUUCAUCUAUUGAAAUUAAAGUUAAUAAUGGGAAUAAUGAUAUUGAAAAUAUAGGAUUACAUGAAUAUUUACAGAAAUUAGCUGGUAAAAGUAAUCAGCAAUAAGUAGAUUUAUAGA